AUGUACUGCCAAAAAUGUCGGACGCCUUUGAAACUGGAUGGGUCUUUGGAGUCGCUGAAUCCGGCUGCGUUUGAUCUGCUUAUCGGGAGAACGUUACCGGAUCAGGGAUCUGGUUCAUCGUCUAGACCCUCUGCCUACCCCCAAGACAGACGAGAGCUCUACGACCGGGCAUCCAAAAAUGCUACGGCGCCGGUAUACCGACGGUCGAUCCCGGCACCGCGGUCGGCCAACCCGCCUCGGUUACGACACGGGGACAGCGGCAACAUGUCGUUUGUGAUGCUGACCGAGUCGCAAGUUGCGCCGCCGCCGCCGCCGCCGGCACCGCUGGUCGGGAACGACAACGGGCUGUUGCCCGCGCAGGGCGGCCCCGGGAUUCCCAACGAAGAGGAUGCGUCGUUUUCCGACCAGGUUGAGCGCACUAGGCGCCUGUUUGAGAUUAUCUCCGCCCGCUCGGAUAUCGAUCACCCUGUGUGUGCGGAGUGCACGGAGAUGCUGGUGGAUGGGCUGCAGAAACACCUGGCGGAUGCGACGAAGGAGCGGGAUGCGUACGUGUCGUUUCUACGGAACCUCAACUCGUCGGUACCGACGACGGAAGAGGUGGAGGCCGCUCAGAGAUCCCUACAGGAGACGCUGGCAGCGGAGGAGACGGCGUACGCGGAACUGGUCGACUUGGAGAAACAGAAGUCGUCACUGGAUGAGGAAAUCGCUGCGCUGGAAGAAGAGUCGCGGCAGAUGGACCAGGACGAAGAGAAAUUUUGGCGCGACCGCAACGCAUUCGCCCUGACGCUCUCCGAGUUCCAGAACGAACGGGAUGCCCUGAACAUGCGGUACGACCACGACUCCCGCCAGUUGGAGCGGUUACAACGGACCAACGUCUACAAUGAUGCGUUCUGCAUCGGCCAUGAUGGCUUCUUCGGGACCAUCAACGGGUUGCGACUGGGUCGGCUGGCCAACCCGUCCGUGGAAUGGCCGGAGAUCAACGCCGCCUGGGGGCAGACGGCCUUGCUUCUGGCCACGAUUGCGGACAAGCUGGGGUUCCAAUUCCAGGGGUAUCAGUUGAAGCCGCUGGGGUCGGUGUCGAGAAUCGACAAGAUCGAGUACCCUCGGCCCUCGCCCGCGCAAUCGUCCCUGGGGAUCGGGAAUGCGGCUCCGUCGGGCCCGCCCAAGAUCACGACAUUCGAUCUCUUCUCGUCCGGCGACCUGCCUCUCAACAUCCCCUGGCUUCACCGCCGGUUUGACUCAGGGAUGGUGGCGUUUCUGGCAUGCCUGCAGCAGCUAGGGGAAUUUGUGGAGAAGACCUCAGCCCAAAAUCCCCCCGGGCGCCGAGGCCAGGCCACCGCUGCCACGACUCCGGGCUUGAGGCUGCCGUACGAGAUCAAACGGGACAAGAUUGGCGAUGCCAGCAUCAAGUUGGGCUUCAACCAGAACGACGAGGCGUGGACGCGAGCCUGCAAGUACACGCUGACCUGUUGCAAAUUCCUUCUGGCGCAUGCCAGCAAUGUGGCCAGCGCAGGAACCAGCUCCAGCAAUUCCGCCGCCGUCGCCGCAGCGGCCGUCGAGCAGGCCCGACUAGCCACGACUAGCCCAUCUAAGAAAUAA
This is a messenger RNA of Aspergillus campestris IBT 28561, 1599 nucleotides long. RefSeq names its product beclin 1. Gene Ontology annotation, biological process: autophagy; late endosome to vacuole transport; autophagosome assembly. The coding region runs from base 1 to 1599 and encodes 532 amino acids. The record is from RefSeq and is a predicted model, not a curated record. Gene Ontology annotation, cellular component: phosphatidylinositol 3-kinase complex, class III, type II; phosphatidylinositol 3-kinase complex, class III, type I; phagophore assembly site. Lineage: Eukaryota; Fungi; Ascomycota; Eurotiomycetes; Eurotiales; Aspergillaceae. The transcript is spliced from 2 exons.